Molecule: messenger RNA, 2202 nt
Organism: Pseudovirgaria hyperparasitica
Lineage: Eukaryota; Fungi; Ascomycota; Dothideomycetes; Acrospermales; Acrospermaceae
Product: HET-domain-containing protein
Exons: 3
Coding region: 1-2202 (733 amino acids)
Source: RefSeq, a predicted model, not a curated record
AUGACCUGCGAGCCUUGCAGGACGAUAUGGGCACGCCCUGAGCGCCUGGAAAUCUAUGACACAGGGAAGCAGCAUGGAUGUCUGUUGCAUGACUCUUUCUCGCAACUACAAAAAUCUGUGAGUUCUGGCUGUGAGUUAUGCCAGCUUCUACUACAACACAUCGCCAAUGUGAUCGAUGAGGAGCAGAACAACAAGCAUCGGGAAAAAAUAUUGCCAGAGUCUUCUCUAUUCAGAUUGCACAUUGGGAUCCUUACGACUGGGGCACAGACCAACCAUCACAGCGGUAGCUCGACGUUGUUCGCGCGCGUUGAUGUGAGGAGCCGUUACGGGAAGAAAAGCUUUGAUCUAUUCAAACAUGGAUGGGACGAGUUUUUUGAGGUCGUUGUAGAUAGAUCGGUUGCUUACAAGUCGUUAUCUGGGUCAAUCUUUGGAAGAGUAGUAGUCGAAGAUCCGACAUCCAUUGCGCAUGUAGAUCUCAUCAAAUCGUGGGUAUCCGAAUGUAGCGAGAAACAUGAGCUCUGCCGAACUCGACUUGCCGAGCGAUGUCUUCCUUCACGGACUAUUGAUGUCGGUCCUGCGGAUGGAAGUGAAAAUCCUCGACUCGUACUAAAUAUCCGGGAUGAAUCACAGGAAAUCGCUUGGAUAGCCCUGAGCCAUCGCUGGGGAAAUAGUAUUCCUAUCAAAACUAUGUCUUUCAAUCUCGAUACUCAUCAAAAGGAAAUCCUGUUUGAUGACGUCCCACGUACGUUCCAAGACGCCGUGUCGACUACCCGACGUUUAGGACUACGACACCUUUGGAUAGACAGUCUGUGUAUCGUACAGGACGACCCCGAAGACUGGCUUGCCGAAUACCCAAAGAUGGGCAGCAUCUUUGAGCAGGCGCAUCUCACAUUGGCCGCAGACAACGCCAGUAACUGUGAUGCAGGACUACUGGGACUUCGCGUUACGGAAGACAUUCUAUCGUUCCCAUGGAACAGUCCCGACGGUAAUACAAAAACCUGGAUCCGUAUACGCAAAGGCCUCAAGGCAUGGAAGUACGUCCUUGGAGAGAGAGAAAGCUCGAUAUACACCCGCGGCUGGAUCCUCCAAGAAGACCUCCUCGCCCAACGCACCCUGCACUACGGCCGCCAGCAAGUCUUCUGGGAAUGCCGCACCCACCGCCGUUCCGAGUCUCUCAGCAACCCCUUUCGCAACUUUACCACCCUCAACCUCACCGCCGGCAAAUCAUUCAUGCGGCUCGCCUCCUCGCGCUCAACCAACAACCACUCCAGAAAACAUCCUGAUCUCCUUGUCUACGCCGAAUGGGCCGUAAUCGUCCGUGACUACACAAGACGCUCCCUCACCUUCCCCUCCGACAAACUCCCCGCCCUCGUCGGCGCCGCCCAAGCCUUCCAGCGCCGUCUACGCUCCCCACGAAACGGCUACUACGCAGGUCUAUGGGAAGACAACCUGCACAAAGACCUCCUCUGGCGCCCCAAAUUCAGCAUCCCCCUGACUCUCGUCCCGAACCGUGCACCCUCAUGGAGCUGGGCAUCUGUUGACGGGCCAGUGCUUUUUCCUCGCCAUAUGCGUCCUGCUCACGACGGCUGCCUUGCCGAGUUUCAUCGUAGCGUCGGCAUCGAUGGAGAGGGGGAUAAGGGUGGUGGUAGUAGCGAUGCAUAUUGGCCGUUCACGUCGCCUCGCCAUGUCGCGUCUCAUACGCAUCUGGCUGCCCUGCGCAUAUCCGCGCCAUGUAUCCCCUGCGCCCGCUACGACGUUGUCUCGUCCGCUCUACCCGCCGGCUAUAGUGACAACGGCAUACGCCUGCACGCAUCAUCACCGUCACCAGCACCAUCAUCAACAGUAGCUGUAGUGCGGGACGAUAGUAAUAAUACUUCAAGUAACACUACCCCCGAUCUACUAUGUUAUUUCGACACCUGUGACGCGCAGACGUUAAAGUGGAAAGAAAACCCAGACAGCCUUGUAGCGCUUGCAAUAGCAGCGUUUGGAGAUUCACGGCGCGGCAGGAUUGCGGUUAUGGGGUUGUUGCUUGAUGGUGCGAGUGAGAAUGGUGGUGAGGGGGAUAGGGUGUAUAGGCGCGUGGGGACGACGAGGGUGGAUGUUCCGUGGGAGGGUGGUGGAAGUGCAACCGAUGGUCAUGAAAGUAUUCGCGCCCGACUGGAGCUUUGUGGAUGGAAUGUGCGGACGGUGAUGGUUGGAUAG